GCCUGACCAGAGGGAGCAUCACCGUGAGUGGAGGUGACCAUGUCUGGCUUCAUCAGAGUGGCCGUACUGGUGGCAGUAUUGAUGGCUGUGCUCUUGCAGCUGGAUGGUGUGAAUGGAAAUUCAAAGGCGUGUAGUGGGUGUCGGAGGGGUUUUCCCGGUCCCCCGGGCAUGCGUGGCCCCCCAGGCCCACCUGGGCGUCCGGGGCCUCGAGGUCCACCUGGCUUACCUGGCCGCAACGGGCUGCCGGGCCCCCCUGGGAGACUCGGCGUCCCUGGCCCCAAGGGCCCACCUGGACUAAGAGGACCGCCUGGGCUACCUGGCAAAGAUGGACCCCCUGGGCCUGCGGGGCCUCCAGGAGUCUCGGAAUUCGCUCAUCCUUGACCACUGGAGUCAUGUUAAAGCCAUUAUGAUGUCCAUCGCAGUCGCAAAGUUCAAGCCAAGAUUCAAUCUACUGCUUGAUGUAUAUGAAUGGAUGAUGUACUGCAUUAUCUACAUAGUUGCUUUCACAAUUUGUAAAACAAUAUUAAAAUGAUUAAACACAAUA
This is a messenger RNA of Engraulis encrasicolus (European anchovy), 544 nucleotides long. RefSeq names its product collagen alpha-3(IX) chain-like. Gene Ontology annotation, molecular function: extracellular matrix structural constituent conferring tensile strength. The record is from RefSeq and is a predicted model, not a curated record. Bases 40 to 381 code for a protein of 113 amino acids. The transcript has 5 exons. Gene Ontology annotation, biological process: extracellular matrix organization. NCBI's taxonomy places the organism in Eukaryota, Metazoa, Chordata, Actinopteri, Clupeiformes, Engraulidae.